Molecule: messenger RNA, 300 nt
Organism: Suillus subaureus
Lineage: Eukaryota; Fungi; Basidiomycota; Agaricomycetes; Boletales; Suillaceae
Exons: 2
Source: RefSeq, a predicted model, not a curated record
AUUGAUGUGAUCUAUCAGUGGCCUGGCUACCCAUCAUUUACGAAGCAAAUAGCUUCGAAGGAUUGGAAGAAAACAAGGUCGCCCAACACACGCCAAAGGUUGGCGAUCAAAGUCGCGGACGCCGUUCAAUCUUUCUUCAAGAAACAUGCGAAUACUCUAUGUGAUCCCCCGAAUUCAACAUGGCGUAUCGGUCCUAAUGGAAUCCGCAUCGAGCAUCUUGCCCUUGUCUCACUACACCGUGUGUCACAGGGAAGUUGGCAGCCCAAAUUGUGUCUCCUCCAUGGCGAUGCUCAGCAGUGA